UGGCGCUGGCAAUUCAAACUGACAGCCGGCUGGAAAGACACAGAAAGCGGAAGAGAGCAAAAAACGACGUGUUCAGUGACAAGCCCCAGCGCCGACUGAGCCCUCAAAGCGGCCUCUGCCCUGAGCUACUAACAUAACCACGUGUUCGGGAGCGGUCCCUGCGGGAGAAACCUGAGGGGACCGCGUGGGACACGAGGGCGAGCUGAGGGAGGGAGGACGCGGGAGUAACGGCGCGAGCAGGCCGAGGGCCGGGACUGCAAGGAGAGGGGCCCGCGAGCCAGCGGAGCGGAGGAUGGUUGCAGGCGAGGACUGAGAAGCGGGGAUUGUUCCGGUGGAAAGAGCUGAGGGGGUUGUGGAUCCUGGGACCGAGGAGCUUGGCCGGUGAUCCGAGAGGAAUUGGAGCGCUCUGAGGGAGGGGCCUAAUACUGAGAGAGAAGCUUUAAAUGAAAGCGACCACGGGAGGAGACUGAGCGAACUGCUGGAAGGGGUGGGGGAGCUGGCAAGUAGAGGAUCCUUUUAAACAGCAGAAAAGCUGUUGAGAAGUUCCCCUCAAAUUUCACUUGCCUCUUGCCCACGUCAAAUCUGAAAGUUAAAAGGGAAACCAAGUUUGCUGCUGCGUCAAUUGUACUUUUAACCCAUCCAGCAGAAAAAACAACUCAAUUCCUUUCCAGGCUUGGGGCUUAGAAAAACUCCGAUUCUUGCCACUUCAUUUUUAGCCUGGGGGAAUCGAAGUAGCAAGGCUGUUGUUUCUGAUCCCUUUUUCAAAAUCACACCUUCUCCUCCCUGGGACGCCAUGUCUGCCAGUAGUUGUUUCAAGGACCGGUGCGUGUCUAUCCUGUGCUGCAAAUUCUGUAAACAAGUGCUCAGCUCUAGAGGAAUGAAGGCGGUUUUGCUAGCUGAUACUGAAAUAGACCUCUUCUCUACAGACAUCCCUCCUACCAAUACAGUGGACUUCAUCGGAAGAUGCUAUUUCACUGAAAUCUGCAAAUGUAAACUGAAGGACAUCGCAUGUUUGAAAUGUGGGAACAUUGUAGGUUAUCAUGUGAUUGUCCCAUGUAGUUCCUGCCUUCUUUCCUGCAACAAUGGACACUUCUGGAUGUUUCACAGCCGGGCAGUAUAUGGAAUUAACAGACUAGACUCCACUGGUAUAAACGUCCUACUUUGGGGCAACUUGCCAGAGAUAGAAGAGAGUACAGAUGAAGAUGUGUUAGAUGUCUCAACCGAGGAGUGUAUUAGAUGAGUGGGAUUAUAUGUGUUAUCCAAAUGUUUCCCUAUUUAAGAAAUAUAUUCAUGGUUCAACUUUUCAAUGGUUAGUAAGGAUCUGUCAGUGAUUUCUUUUUUUGGAAAACAAAAACAGAGCAUUUGUCGAUCUAUUUAUUUGCUGUCUCAAAUUAAUUACCUCAGCCUAAUUUAAGUCAAUAGUGUUACUCUUUGCUUCAACAUCUUCUGUCUCCACCUCCCCACUUUUCUGCCCAGUAUUGGUGUGCUCUUAAAUUUGUAUAGAAGAUUCUUUCAUGUGUCUCUCAGCUACCUCCAAUCUAGGGUAAUUUUUCAUAUAAAUGACCACCAGACAUCAUUAAUUCUACAUUCCUGAAUAAAGGGUUACUACCCACACAUAUACUGACCAUGCAUAUUAGCAAGGAAUUAAAAAAAAAAAGCCCAUUAGGUUUUCAUAGAUUAUUAUUUUCCUGUACAUGGUUAUCAUAUAGAUACUGACAAUAACUGCUUUAAUAUGGAGCAAGACUUUGUAACUGACAACUAGAAUAAAUUAAAACUUUAAAAUAUGUGAAGGAAUCCUCUUGGUUCCUAAGCAUGACAUCAGAUAAAUGACUAUCAGACAAGGGUCAAUGUAUACUGUUUAUCCAUGGUAUUUAUUUACAUUUUUCUAAAGCCACUAUGGAUACUGUAUUCUAAAAGCCACAUAAACUAAACUGCCUUCUCUAAGUGAUCCCAUUCCCCUGGGCUUUCUCUGUAACCAGCAAAUUUUAAAUGAGUAGUCUCAGUCCCAACCUUUAAAUAGAAAACGACUGAAGAAGUGGUUUGCUUAUGCUGUUGUGUAUGAUAAAGAGUAAGAGUUUUGUUUUAUUUU
Molecule: messenger RNA, 2089 nt
Organism: Tupaia belangeri chinensis (Chinese tree shrew)
Lineage: Eukaryota; Metazoa; Chordata; Mammalia; Scandentia; Tupaiidae
Gene: RUMY1
Product: family with sequence similarity 72 member A
Exons: 4
Coding region: 794-1240 (148 amino acids)
Cellular component (GO): cytosol
Source: RefSeq, a predicted model, not a curated record